UUGUGUAGUUAGUGGUGUACCGUACGCCGAUGUACCGCCAUCUUAAUCUAUAUUAUUUCACUAUCAAUACUAAUUUACUCUUAAAGUUUUGUUUACAAAAUACUACGUUUUUGAUAUUUCUCAUUCGCUUGACGGGUUUUCUGGACUGGACGUCUUUAAUACAAUCUGUACCGUGUGUUUCGAGUUGUAACGCCGUCUGCUGCUCGUUAUCGUCUCGUGGGUAGUGGACACUUGUUGCGUGUGCCUCGUGGCUGUAUUUUAUAUUAUUGUAUUCUUGCAUGUCACCGCUGGAUACUAUAUGUACUACUUUUAUUCUUCCAAACAGAUAUUUUUUUAAUAUAUUUUGUUCAAUACAUUCAAGCAACAUAAAUACAGCUCGAUGAAAAUGUUUGGAGAUUCAGUAACGCAGCUUUGCGAAACACUAGAGCGUAAAACCCUGUCCCAGAUUUUGUUCAGGCGGAAAAAAGAGGAUGUACUAGACCAGCCGGACGCUAAGAAAUUGGCCAGGGUCCUCAAUCUGUUUGACCUGACGUCACUUGGCGUAGGGUCCACGUUGGGCGUGGGCGUCUACGUGCUUGCCGGAAUCGUUGCCAAAACAUUAGCCGGGCCGGCCACGGUUCUGUCAUUCGUUUUGGCUGCCUUUGCGUCGGCUAUCUCAGGCCUAUGUUACUCAGAAUUCGCAGCGAGAGUCCCAAGAGCCGGGUCGGCUUACGUUUACAGUUACGUUGGCGUGGGCGAAUUCAUCGCGUUCGUGAUCGGAUUGAAUCUGAUACUCGAAUAUGUUAUCGGUACUGCAAGCGUCGCCAAAGCGUUGAGCAAUUACAUCGAUGCACUGUUUGGCUACCCCAUGAAAACCUGCAUGACCUAUAUAUUCCCCAUGAACGUUAGUUUUUUGGCAGGCUACCCAGACCUUUUGUCGUUUAGCCUCGUGGUACUAUUAUCAUUUUUACUGUCAUGGGGAGUCCGCGAAUCUGCAAUGAUAAACAACGUGUUUACUAUCGUUAAUUUAUUGACCGUCGGCACGGUCGUGGUAUCCGGAUUAUUUAAAAUUAAUUUUCACAAUUGGAGUAUAUCGAAACAAGAUAUCCCGGCCAGCGCGAAUGGCGGUGAAGGCGGUUUCAUGCCUUUCGGGUGGGCCGGAGUGACCAUGGGGGCAGCCAAAUGUUUUUACGGGUUCAUCGGUUUCGACUCCAUAGCUACUACGGGAGAAGAAGCGAAAAACCCAAAACGUGACAUCCCGUUGGCCAUCAUUUUGUCGUUGAUCAUCAUAACGUUUGCAUAUUGCUGUACCAGUUCCGUUUUAACUCUGAUGUGGCCGUAUUAUGAUCAGGAUAUCGACGCGCCGUUCCCGUAUGUGUACGAUCAACUUGGUUGGACGUCAAUGAAAAUUAUUGUUUCAUCCGGCGCUAUAUUUGCUAUGUUUGCCAGUCUCUUAGCGAGCAUGUUCUCGAUGCCGAGGAUUCUGAUGACCAUGGCCGAAGACGGUCUUAUGUUCAGCCUGUUCUCGGACAUCCACCCGACGCUUAAAACACCAGUGAAGGCCACUCUACUGUCGGGUCUGUUCGCGGGUAUCAUCACGAUGUUUUUGAACCUCGAUCAACUGAUGAAUAUGAUGUCAAUCGGCACGUUGUUGGCGUACACGAUCGUGUGUGUUUGCGUGCUCUUGUUACGGUACAGAAACAAUUCGGACGGCGACGAGUUCGUGAAAAAUCAGGGCAACGACGAACCAGAGACCGGUGGUUUCGUCAAUACGGUGGAAAGGUACUUAAACCUGUCCAAUAUUGACAACUGCAACAAAGAGACCGAGCGCGUGGCCACGACCCUCGCUGUGUUGUACGUUUGCACGUCCGCGCUGUUUAGCUUCGCAACCGUACAACAAGAGUGCGUUGUGACCAUCCAUCAAUGGUGUGACGAAAGCGACAGCAACGCCACGGUUUUUCAACCCGGUUGCGUGGUAAACACCAACAACACCAACAACACCACAACGCCCUUCGAAAAAGAGUGCGUCGGAAACGACAUCGCGAUGUACACAAGUGUUAUUUUAGCCAUCGGGCUGGUGCUUCUGAUGUACUUACUGUCCAGACAGCCCCAAUCGAAAAAAAAACUUUCGUUCAAGGUCCCUCUGGUUCCACUCAUACCGUGCAUUAGCAUCUUGAUGAAUGUUUACUUGAUGAUGAAACUUGACCUAAACACCUGGAUCCGUUUCAGUAUUUGGAUGAUAAUGGGACUUUUCGUAUAUGUAUUUUAUGGCAUGAGUCACAGUGUGGAGGGCCUGAAGCGGAAAGGAGAGCCGAAAAUGAGUCCGUCGAGCUCCGUAGAGCUGAAAACGAGUCCGUCAAGCUCCGCAGAGCCAGUAUACGAGUAUUAUACCACUUAUUUAUAACUAAAUAUCCUCCUAUGACUCUUCUCCAAUCGUGACUAAAACUAAUAGUCAUUACGAUCCUUACAAUGUUCUUAACUACCUACCCAUCACAAUCCUUUUAACGUUUCCAUCGGUAUCCCCUUCAAUCACAUUCCAGAGCAACACCGGCCUAGCUGGAACUACUACUUUUUAAUAUUAUAUUUUUACGAUGUGAUUUUUUUUAUAUAUAUAUAGUUAAGUUAUGUUAAUUUGUUUAAAAUUAUUACUGUCAGUAUUAUCAUAGAUAAUGUACAAUGGAUGUAGCAUUGUAGCCAUCAAGCUAAGUCUUGAUGUCGUAAUAUGAACCUAGAGCCCCGACUGUUUGUAAGCAUGUGCAUAAUUCUGGUUGGUCAAUGAAUAAAUUAUCACAUUGAUCAAAGUUGUACACCCACGUAAAUGUACAUCAAUUAACUAUUAGCUAAUAACAGUUUUACUGUGUAUUUGUUAAUACAAUAUAUUUUUGAAUGUAUAAAUUAAAUAGGUAGCUUGUUUCAUUAUUUUAUUUUUAUUUCAUAGUGUUUUAUUACCUACUUUAAAUAUUUGUCCAGCUAGUCACUGACUAAAAACUAUUAAUAAAAAAAAAAAAAUGGAAACCGAUUAGUUUAUACAAUUGUAAUGGAAAUACCAAUGAUAGUUUGGUAAUUAUUAUUAUAUUUUAAAUACUUAUAAUUAAUUAUUGAGAAAUGCGCAUCCCAAUAAUGUAACAACUAUAGCUAUUUUACAAUAUAAAAAUGUAAAGUGUUAUAUUAAUGAAUUUGUAAAAUGUUAAAAGUACUUAAGAAUCAUAAACCAUAACGUAGGCUACUGCUUCAGUUUGUUAUAA
Metopolophium dirhodum (rose-grain aphid) is the source of this 3224-nucleotide messenger RNA. RefSeq names its product high affinity cationic amino acid transporter 1-like. The coding region runs from base 380 to 2383 and encodes 667 amino acids. Gene Ontology annotation, cellular component: plasma membrane. The transcript has 13 exons. NCBI's taxonomy places the organism in Eukaryota, Metazoa, Arthropoda, Insecta, Hemiptera, Aphididae. Gene Ontology annotation, molecular function: amino acid transmembrane transporter activity. Gene Ontology annotation, biological process: transmembrane transport; amino acid transport. The record is from RefSeq and is a predicted model, not a curated record.